Tremella mesenterica DSM 1558 is the source of this 1743-nucleotide messenger RNA. RefSeq lists its product as uncharacterized. NCBI's taxonomy places the organism in Eukaryota, Fungi, Basidiomycota, Tremellomycetes, Tremellales, Tremellaceae. The transcript has 3 exons. The record is from RefSeq and is a predicted model, not a curated record. The coding region runs from base 1 to 1743 and encodes 580 amino acids.
AUGCCCAUCCGUUCUUCUUCAUCUCCAGGCGCAAUUAUCGCGGUUGUACCACCUCGUACCUCAUCCCGACAGGCAACUCCUUCUCCGCAGCCAAAACCUCUUCCAUCUACGUCGGAAAGUGAGGAGGAAGUCUUCCACGAUUUGGAAAUCGGUCAAGCAUUAUUGGACAAACUCGAAAGAGGAUCGCUCGCCUCUUCAGGACCAUCCAAUCCCCAUCGUCAUCAUCAUGCAUAUACAACACCUCCUCUACCUCCUCUCUCCCCCAACACCCUAGCCACACCGCGUAGCUCCACAUCAACGCCUACUCCGACCAAAGACGAUCAACCUCAUGAACUCGCCGUAUACCUUCGUUCGCCACACUUAAAUCGGUUCUUCACUCUCCCCCGGCCUUACCCCGAAAGACCCCUCCGAGUCUCUCUCGCAGAGGUAGGAGAUCCCGCAGGACGUCCCGUAUUGGUUUUCCUCGGUCUGGGCUGCGUCAGAUAUCUGAUUGCGAUGUAUGACGACCUCGCCCGAGCACUUGGCCUUAGACUGAUCUGUAUAGAUCGAUGGGGGUACGGCAAGACUGACUCUGUUCCCGAUGAGAAGAGGAGCAUGCGCGCGUGGGCCGCAGUGGUUGAAAGAGUCAUGGAUGAGCUGGGUGUGGACACUUUUCAGAUCUUGGCGCAUAGUGCGGGGUGUGCUUAUGCCACCGCGGUGAUCCUCAGAAUGCAAGAGAGGGUCAGGGGAAAGGUGGUGAUGUUGGCACCUUGGGUCAGUACGGAAAUUGAUGGCGGUGAGUGCUUCAAAUGGCUCAAAUGGGUCCCCAAUACCGUCAUCAAGUCAGCCACCGCAGCGGAACAUCGACUCCAAACUUAUUUCCUGGGCAAACCUCCUCCCUUGACCUACAAACCUAUCGGGUUUACCGCCCCUCCUCUUCCUCCUCGGCUGUCCUCGCAAUCACCUCGAUCGUCAUCGCCAACUAUCAAACCUAGUCCCAAUACGAGUCCCAAUCCCAAUACUCUAUCUAAAUUUGAAUCUCACGACAGUAAAACCCAGUCGCCCAGGACACCCCUAGUGAGAAGUCUAAGCAAAGUGACCACUAAAAGACUCUCAAGACAAGGGUCCAUUCUGGGUCUCCGAUCACCUCCUUCGCUCCAACGAGCAGAUUCGACACCUAUUCGGAACACACCUGAAGUAGAUAUGAAAAGGAAGUUGGUCCAGAUGGCCAAUUCGGAAGUGGUACAGAAAAGAAACUCAUUGGAAAGUUCCAUACAAGCCGCAAUCAACAUAGGAUUACCUGAAGGGUUUCCCUCUUUAGGGACGAAUCUGCAGGAUCAUCCACCGAUCAGGGAUUUGAAGCUGAAUAGGACAUCAAGUGCUACCCGACCAAGUGAAGAAGGUGAAAAGAAAAAACCGCGAUUGACCGGUGCUAUGUUAGUAGCCCUCGAACAAGCCUCUCACGCCGAAUCAGAACCAGGAACAACUAGUGAUCUUCUCGGUGUAGUCCUCGCUCGACAAGCGUGGGGUUUCAGUUAUUCGGAUCUACCGUCCGAAAUACCAGUGAGGAUUUAUUGGGGGAAAGAGGAUGAUCGGGUGGGAGAAAAGGGGAUAAGAUGGUUGGAGAGGAAUUUGAAUGCUGAAGUUGUUGUUUUAUCUGGAGAGGGACAUGGUUUAGUCAGUAGAGGUGGAGUUAUGUUUGAUGUUUUGAAAGGGUUGGCGAGGGAUGAUGUGUUGGUGAGACCUGUCGAACGAGAAUUUUAG